This is a messenger RNA of Synchiropus splendidus (mandarinfish), 3311 nucleotides long. It is a transcript of the gene top1a, whose product is annotated as DNA topoisomerase Ia. NCBI's taxonomy places the organism in Eukaryota, Metazoa, Chordata, Actinopteri, Syngnathiformes, Callionymidae. Gene Ontology annotation, biological process: DNA replication; chromosome segregation; DNA topological change. Gene Ontology annotation, cellular component: nucleolus; chromosome. Gene Ontology annotation, molecular function: DNA topoisomerase type I (single strand cut, ATP-independent) activity; DNA binding. The transcript is spliced from 21 exons. The coding region runs from base 124 to 2388 and encodes 754 amino acids. The record is from RefSeq and is a predicted model, not a curated record.
GAAAAUUGUCCACCGAGCAGCUCCGUCUUCACUCCGCUGACUCUCGCCGGUCUCUUAGUUAGUGCCCACGCUGACCUCACACACUUUUCUGCCGUUUUCUUUUUUUAAAUCCAUCGAGUUAAAAUGAGUGGGGACCACUCCCACAACGAGGACAAGAUCGAUGGUGGCUCUCGAGUCAACGAUGUGCAGAGGCAUAAAGAUAAAUAUAGAGAGAAGGAGCACAAACACAAAGAUCACAAGAAGGAUAAGGAACGUGAAAAAAUAAAACAUGGCAAUGGUGAUCACAGGGACUCCUCCGAAAAGAAGCACAGAGACAAGGAAAGGGACAAAAUGAAGCAUAAAGAUGGCGGCUCGGACAAACACAGGGACAAAGACAAGCACAAGGAGAAGCGGAAGGAAGACAAGAUGAGGUCUCUGGAUGGUAAAGUGAAAAAAGAGGAGAACGGCUUUGGCAGCCCCUUCCAUGUCAAGUCCGAGCCAGAGGACGACUACCAUUCUUUUAAACCUGCCAAGUCUCUGAAGAGGGAGCGGGAUGACGACGACUCUGAAUUCAAACCCAAAAAAAUCAAGACUGAAGAUGGGAAGAAGGCCAAGAAAAGGAAACAAGAAGAGGACACCAAGCCUAAAAAGACAAAAGACAAAAAAGGAGAAGUGGCUGAUGGAAAAAAGAAAGCUAAGAAGGAGCCCGAGGAGAAAUGGAAAUGGUGGGAAGAGGAGCGCUACACUGAUGGUGUCAAGUGGAAGUUCCUGGAACACAAAGGACCCGUGUUUGCUCCUCCGUACGAGCCCAUGCCCAGCAAGGUCAAGUUUUACUACGAUGGGGAGCCCAUGCGGCUCAGCCCCGAGGCCGAAGAAGUGGCCACUUUCUUUGCUAAAAUGCUGGACCACGAAUACACCACUAAGGACAUCUUCCGCAAAAACUUCUUCAAAGACUGGAGGAAGGAGAUGACUGCUGAGGAAAAGGCGACGAUCACCGACUUGAAGAAGUGUGACUUCAGUGAGAUGGCCGAAUAUUUCAAAGCCCAGUCUGAAGCCAGAAAGGCCAUGUCCAAGGAAGACAAGCUGAAAAUUAAAGCCGAGAACGAGCGCCUCCUGCAGGAAUACGGGUUUUGCAUCAUGGACAACCACAAGGAGCGAAUCGCCAACUUCCGCAUUGAGCCCCCGGGUCUGUUCCGAGGUCGUGGUGACCACCCCAAGAUGGGCAUGCUGAAAAGACGAAUUCAGCCCAAAGACAUCAUCGUGAACUGCAGCAAAGACUCCAAGCAUCCUGAGCCGCCUCCUGGCACCAGGUGGAAGGAGGUUCGCCAUGACAACAAGGUGACCUGGCUGGUGUCGUGGACGGAGAACAUUCAAGGCUCCAUCAAGUACAUCAUGUUGAAUCCCAGCUCUAGAAUUAAGGGGGAGAAAGACUGGCAGAAGUACGAAACCGCCCGCAAACUCAAGCAGAUCGUCGACCGCAUCAGGAACCAGUACCGCGAAGACUGGAAGUCCAAAGAGAUGCGGAUCCGGCAGCGGGCCGUGGCACUCUACUUCAUCGACAAGCUGGCUCUGAGAGCUGGUAACGAGAAGGAGGAGGGGGAGACGGCCGACACGGUGGGCUGCUGUUCGCUGAGAAUCGAACACAUCAAACUCUACCCUGAGAAAGACGGUCAGGAGUUUGUGGUGGAGUUCGACUUCCUGGGUAAAGACUCCAUCCGCUACUACAACCAGGUGCCCGUGGAGAAGAGGGUGUUCAAGAAUCUUCAGUUGUUUACGGAAAACAAAGACCCAGACGACGACCUGUUCGAUCGACUCAAUACAUCAAUCCUCAACAAACAUCUACAGGAGCUGAUGGAAGGUCUGACGGCUAAAGUGUUCCGUACUUACAACGCCUCCAUCACCCUGCAGCAGCAGCUCAAGGAGCUCACCAACGGUGAGGACAACAUCCCGGCCAAGAUUCUCUCCUACAACAGGGCGAACAGGGCUGUGGCCAUCCUGUGUAACCAUCAGAGAGCUCCACCCAAGACCUUUGAGAAGUCCAUGCAGAACCUGCAAACGAAGAUCGACGCUAAGAAAGGCCAGCUGUCUGAUGCCAGGAGAGAACUGAAGAGCGCCAAGGCUGAUGCCAAAGUACGGAAGGAUGAGAAGUCCAAAAAGGCCGUGGAGACCAAGAAGAAAGCUGUGCAGCGGAUAGAGGAGCAGCUGAUGAAGCUGGAAGUGCAGGCGACUGACCGUGAAGAAAACAAGCAGAUUGCUCUGGGCACCUCCAAGCUCAACUACCUGGAUCCUCGCAUCUCCGUGGCCUGGUGCAAGAAGUGGGGUGUCCCCAUCGAGAAGAUCUACAACAAAACCCAGCGCGAGAAGUUUGCCUGGGCCAUCGACAUGGCCGAGGACGACUACGAAUUUUAAGUCCAACUUUGUGGUUUUAACUUUUUAAAAAGGAAACAUUUUUUUUUUUUUAAAGCCGAUGAACUUUUGCUGGACGGCCGGACCUGACCACGGUGAGACACGAGGAGGCCACGCUGGAGUAAAUAUCUGAUCUGAGAUCAGGCGUCAGAGCAGGUGAAGGCAAAGUCUGGGCAAACUUAAGAACCUCUCACCUUUGAGACGAUGCCUGAACUUCGAACUCUGUGCUCCUGUAGCUACUGUACAAGCAAAAACAAUUGUAUCUUCUGCUCACCGCUUUGUAUUUCAGCUGCCCGCAUUCAACCAUGUAUGGAUUCUAUAUUUUCAUAAGUCAAAUUCCUUAAUGCACCCACACGCCUUUCAGUGACAUGUGAGUUUGGGACGCGCUUGGGCGCCCGAGGACGAGCGUUUGAACUGGACUGAGCAGAACGGUGAUGGGAGGCCUCGCGCGGCCUCCUCAAUAUUACUGAAGCAGCAGAAUGUGAAUAUAUCUAUCAGCUUCUAUCAGGGACUUUGUUAUCGGUGUAAAUGUGAACCCAAUCACUUGUCCACACCCCUCCUAACUUAACAAUCCUUUCUAGACAAAAGAGAAACGACUCCCCUUUGUUACUUGAAAAAUAAUGCUAUGAUAAUGUAUUUAAGCUCCUGUCAGUUGAUUUUUCAGAGAGAACUAUGUGAGGGAAAUGACUUUGCCAAAAAAAAAGAAAAUCAUCAAUCUGUUACAGUUUUAGCAAGUUUUUCAUAUGUGUAAAGAGCGGAUCCUGAAAUGUAACAUUUUUAAUGUGAAUUCAUUUUAUUCCAUUUUGUUUCACAUGUGGGGAGUUGAUGCGUAGCUGUGACGUCAACAUCCCAGAAUCUGUUCACCUUUUCCUGUCUUAGCCUUUUAUCAUGUGUUUUGAGUUUUAUUCCUAUUGUAGGUAAAUGAA